CUCUUUUCCUCUCUCCUCUCGUACAACAGCGGUAACUACUGGUUAGGGAAAGGAAGGGAAAAUAUAAAACAGCCACCAUUGAAAUCCUUUCUUUCUUCUUCUUCUUCAUCAUCAUCAGUCGAAAAACCUAAAUUCAUUUCAAUGGAUUCACAGCUUUAUCAAGCUCAGAUCGCUGCGAUCUUAGGUCCCGACUCAAGCCAAUUUGAAACCCUAGUUUCUCAUCUUAUGGCAGCAGGGAAUGAACAAAGGUCACAAGCUGAAAAUUUAUUCAAUAUCUGCAAACAAGAUCAUCCAGAUGCUUUAACACUUAAACUUGCUCAUGUUCUUCAGAAUUCUCCACAUCUCGAAGCCAGAGCUAUGGCUGCAAUUCUUCUCCGAAAACAACUUACUCGGGAUGAUUCUUACUUAUGGCCCCGUCUUUCACAAUCAACACAAUCAGCCCUAAAGAAUCAUCUUCUAAUUUGUGUUCAAACUGAAGAAGCAAAAUCAAUCUUAAAAAAGCUUUGUGAUACAGUUUCCGAGCUUGCUGCUGGUAUUUUACCUGAAAAUCAUUGGCCAGAAUUACUUCCUUUUAUGUUUCAAUGCGUUACUUCUGAUAAUCCACGUCUUCAAGAGUCUUCUCUAUUGAUGUUUGCUCAGUUGGCACAGUUUAUUGGGGAUACCCUAAUUCCACACAUUGAUACUCUUCAUAGAGUGUUUUUACAGUGUUUGGCUUCUUCUUCUAGUCCAGAUGUUCGAAUUGCUGCACUUGGAGCUUCGAUUAAUUUUGUGCAGUGUUUGACGAGUCUUUCUGAUAGGGAUAAGUUUCAAGAUCUUUUGCCAGUGAUGAUGAAGACGUUGACCGAGGCGUUGAAUUCUGGUCAAGAGGCAACUGCUCAAGAGGCGCUUGAGUUGUUAAUUGAGUUGGCUGGAACAGAGCCAAAGUUCCUAAGGCGGCAAUUAGUGGAUGUUGUGGGAUCUAUGUUGCAGAUUGCUGAGGCUGAAUCAUUGGAGGAAGGCACUAGGCACCUUGCAAUCGAGUUUGUGAUUACUCUUGCAGAGGCAAGAGAAAGGGCGCCUGGAAUGAUGAGGAAAUUGCCACAAUUUAUUAGUAGGUUGUUUGCGAUUUUGAUGAAGAUGUUGCUUGAUAUAGAGGAUGAUCCAGCAUGGUAUAAUGCCGAGACUGAGGAUGAGGAUGCUGGUGAGACUAGUAAUUUUAGCGUUGGGCAAGAGUGUUUGGAUCGACUUUCUAUUGCGUUGGGAGGGAAUACAAUCGUUCCCGUUGCAUCCGAGCUGUUGCCUGUGUUUUUAGCUGCACCGGAGUGGCAAAAGCACCAUGCUGCACUUAUUGCACUUGCACAAAUUGCAGAAGGUUGCUCAAAGGUAAUGAUAAAGAAUUUGGCACCAGUGGUGAACAUGGUUUUGAACUCAUUUCAAGAUCCUCAUCCCCGUGCACGAUGGGCAGCUAUUAAUGCAAUUGGACAGUUGUCUACGGAUUUGGGUCCUGAUUUACAAGUACAAUACCAUCAGAGGGUGUUACCAGCUCUUGCCUCCGCUAUGGAUGACUUCCAGAAUCCUCGUGUUCAAGCGCAUGCUGCUUCAGCUAUCCUCAACUUCAGCGAGAAUUGCACUCCUGAUAUCUUAACACCUUAUUUGGAUGGGAUAGUGAGCAAAUUGCUUGUCCUCUUACAGAAUGGAAAGCAAAUGGUGCAAGAGGGAGCUUUGACAGCUCUAGCAUCAGUAGCUGAUUCAUCACAGGAGCUCUUCCAAAAAUAUUAUGAUGCUGUUAUGCCGUACCUCAAAGCUAUCUUGUUGAAUGCAACUGAUAAGUCCAAUCGCAUGUUACGGGCCAAAUCUAUGGAAUGCAUUAGUUUGGUUGGAAUGGCUGUUGGCAAGGAGAAAUUCAGAGACGACGCCAAGCAGGUUAUGAAAGUUCUUAUGACAUUGCAAGGAUCGGAGUUAGAGACAGAUGAUCCCACUAUAAGUUACAUGCUACAAGCGUGGGCGAGACUUUGCAAGUGCCUAGGGCAGGAUUUUCUCCCGUACAUGAGUGUUGUCAUGCCUCCAUUGCUUCAAUCUGCUCAACUUAAGCCAGAUGUAACCAUUACCUCUGCGGGCUCGGAGGAUGAUAUUGAUCAAUCAGAUGAUGAAAGCAUUGAAACAAUUACCCUUGGGGAUAAAAGGAUUGGAAUUAAGACAAGUGUCUUGGAGGAGAAAGCUACUGCAUGCAAUAUGUUAUGCUGCUAUGCAGAUGAGCUGAAAGAGGGAUUCUAUCCCUGGAUCGAUCAGGUGGCUCCUACUUUGGUUCCACUUCUUAAAUUUUAUUUUCACGAAGAAGUUAGGAGGGCUGCUGUUUCAGCUAUGCCGGAGUUACUACGUUCUGCUAAAUUGGCUAUAGAGAAGGGGCAGGCUCAAGGUCGUAAUGAGUCCUACAUGAAGCAAUUGUCCGACUACAUUAUACCCGCUUUGGUGGAAGCUCUGCACAAGGAGCCUGAGACAGAAAUUUGUGCAAGUAUGCUGGAUGCCUUGAAUGAAUGCAUACAGAUUUCUGGAACGCUUCUUGAUGAGAGUCAAGUACGAUCUAUUGUUGAUGAGGUAAAGGAGGUCAUCACUGCUAGCUCAACUCGGAAACGAGAAAGGGCAGAGAGGGUAAAAGCAGAGGAUUUUGAUGCAGAGGAAGGAGAGUUGCUAAAAGAAGAAAACGAGCAAGAAGAAGAAAUGUUUGAUCAAGUUGGCGAGUUGCUGGGCACUUUGAUUAAAACAUUUAAGGCCUCUUUCUUGCCUUUCUUUGAUGAGCUUUCGUCAUAUUUAAUGCCUAUGUGGGGUAAGGAUAAAACAGACGAAGAGAGAAGAAUUGCUAUCUGCAUUUUUGAUGAUGUAGCUGAGCAAUGUCAUGAAGCAGCUCUCAAAUAUUACGAUACUUAUCUUCCUUUCCUAUUGGAAUCUUGUAAUGAUGAAAAUUCAGAUGUUCGCCAGGCUGCUGUUUAUGGACUGGGUGUUUGCGCAGAGUUUGGUGGAUCAGCGUUUAAACCCCUUGUGGGAGAGGCCCUUUCCAGGCUAAAUGUUGUGAUAAGGCAUCCAAAUGCACUGUCUUCAGAGAAUGUAAUGGCAUACGACAAUGCUGUAUCAGCUCUUGGAAAAAUAUGCCUGCACCAUCGUGAUAGUAUUGAUGCAGCUCAGGUUGUUCCUGCUUGGUUAAGUUGCCUACCAGUUAAGGGUGACUUAAUAGAGGCUAAAGUUGUUCAUGAUCAGCUUUGUUCAAUGGUAGAGGGGUCAGAUGGAGUACUUCUAGGCCUUAAUAAUCAAUAUCUACCUAAAAUUGUUUCGGUUUUUGCUGAGGUUCUAUGUGCGGGUAAGGAUUUGGCAACAGAUAGGACUUCAGGUCGCAUGGUUAAUCUUUUGAGGCAACUUCAGCAGACAUUACCACCAGCAACUCUGGCACAUACAUGGUCAUCAUUGCAGCCUCAACAGCAGCUUGUGUUGCAAUCGAUUCUUUCAUCAUAAUCCUGUCUGGUUUGGUAGUCCAUUACCCUAUUUACUACCCGAUUCUUUUUUGCAUUCUCAAUAUCAUUCUUUCCAGGGUGUUACAUAUGUUGCAAUUGCAAUCCUGUUUGGUUUGGUAUUUUGUCAGGGUUCAGAAAAAGCUCCAAGGUAGUCAGUGAGGGAUUUCACUCGUACACUGCAUACCACCUCGAGUAAUUACUGAACCCAAACUAUUAGUGGUGUAUUUUUGUUUGUCGCAUCGCUAACUUCUGUACUUCCAUGUGUACAAUAACAAAAGAAAAUUAAUAGUUAUGGUACUGGUAUUUGUCAAAAAAGAAAAAAGAAAAAAAAGAGUAUCGACACUGCACCUUCACAGUUCACACCGAUAAAAUCUAGUAAUUCUCCAAUUUUGCACCUCAAGAAAUUGCACUUUGAACAAAACUGAUGAUUAUCUUGAACAGGAUAAUCUAUUUCCCUUUUACUUUUUAGAUUGUUCAGCGAUUGUAUAUCAUUCAAUAAUUUGUAUUUUUAAUUGUAAAUUGGUGUACCUUAAAAGGAUGAGCCAAAAAAGAUAAUGUUUUAGGUAGGCUUGGAAUUUAAUAUAUAUUGCAGCUGUACCUGUAAUCGAGUGUAAUUGGUAUAGUUCAUUGGAAUCUAAAGUCUGCAAUAUAGUUUUUUCGGGCCCAAGCCAACCAA
Papaver somniferum (opium poppy) is the source of this 4158-nucleotide messenger RNA. Its product is annotated as importin-5-like. Gene Ontology annotation, biological process: protein import into nucleus. Gene Ontology annotation, molecular function: nuclear import signal receptor activity; protein binding. The transcript has 20 exons. Gene Ontology annotation, cellular component: nucleus; cytoplasm. Bases 142 to 3483 code for a protein of 1113 amino acids. The record is from RefSeq and is a predicted model, not a curated record. Lineage: Eukaryota; Viridiplantae; Streptophyta; Magnoliopsida; Ranunculales; Papaveraceae.